AUGGGUGCCAAGGUGAUAUCAACGCUUCACGUUUUAGCCGCGAUCGUGUCAUGGAUUGCGGCUGUCGUCCAUUGCCUCGUCCAUCCACUCAGCGUUCCUAGCAUCACCAUUUGCGUUGUCCUUGCCAGCAUUGGUGGUGUCAUUAUAGCGCAGGAGUUCGCAAGCGUUCUCUCGAUAUGGUCUCGCUGUAAGCCUCGGUUGCUGAGCUCCUACCAUGGCCGGGCGCUGUGCUUCUUCCUCGCAGCUGCUAUCCUCUUUGAUCGACUCGCCGACCUACCCUGCGACCUGUCCACUACGGCUUCGUCCCUUCCGACGUCUCCCGCAAAGUUCUCCAUCUCUGCAGGAGACGCAGCUCACAACGUGCCUGCCGUGCCGCCUUCACAGCCAUCCAAGGAAGGCUCCAGCAAGAUCAAGCAGAAGGGACCUCCCGUCUUUGGCACAGCAUUCUACCUCUGCCGUCCGCUCGCUCCCAAAUGCACGCGCAUCGACACUGUACCGGGGCAAGCAGCUGGCAGCGUGGCCUGGGUCAACAUUCAGGUCAACAAGAUAAGCCGUCUGCUGAUGUUUGCCACUUGCGCCUCGACGCUGGCUGUAUGUUUGGUCUAUAUCGUGCUGGCUUUGAUGUACAGGUCGGGAAAAGUCGACCUGUCGCCUGGCAUGGCUUGCGCAGGAGGCAGAGGUCGGGACGGCCCUUAUUCUCUGGAGUUUCACCCCAUGAAGCCUCCCGGCUUGAAUCACGAUCAGGUUGACAAAGGGGCAGGAUCCCCUUCGUCCGCCUAUCGUAUCAACAUGCACGGCAACGAUCCUUCCUGCUGUCGUUGCAUGCCUCCCGACCUGUAUCAGGAGCAAAGACUGUCUGACGCGGUUGGAACGCCAGUCGACAAUCAUCGUGCGUCGGACGAUACGAGCUUGGCACCUCCGCGGUCGUUGCGCAGAAUCGAAAGCACUGGCACGGCUCGUCCCGUCGAGAGCGCCCUCGACCCAGCUCAGGGUGCAGCGAGCACACCGGACCAGAUCUUUCGGAACGAGAGACUCGACCCGUCCUCUGUCUCGACACGAGCCGCUAGCGAUACGCUUCCUCUCGGAAAGACCAAGAAGCUAGAGCGUGGCGGAGAGGUCAGUCCACACUCGGUCGAGGUCCAACGGCUCGACAAGUACGGAUAUGAAAACGGCUACAGCCGAAACGUCGAUUAUGCGUCCGGGUGCAUUGUCCACUACCCGAUCUUUUCGAACAAGAAGAAACCGAAGGCGACGCAGGUGGUUGCUGCGACUCAGACGUUUCCAACGCUAUCUCCGCCCGACUUUUCGCGAAAAUCAUUUGGUAGCUACAGCGGAUUGACGCCGAGGCAGUCGGGCAAGAGGGGAGCGAGCGAUGCUUCCAAGUCGAACGAAACGAGGCGAGUAGCGGUGCAGCAGCGCCAGAAGAGCGAAGAGGCGGGGGACGAAGGAGCUGUGGACGCAAAGUUGCAUGAUGCAAAGACAGAAGCUGGGGUGGCAUCGAGCGUCGAACAAACGACCCACCCGUCAAAAGGUAACGGGAACAUCGUUGUCGCGCCCCACCUAGCUGGCCAAUCUGCCCCAGCGCUCCUGUCUCCAAGUGGCAUCGAUCAACCAUCUCCAUUCCUCACCUCCAAAUACCCAGCCAAACCCGCUCAAGCUCAUUCAAACCCAACUCCCGACACUCAUGACGAUCGACGUCUCGGCACAGCCGACUCCUCGCGCUCGUUCGUCUCCACCUACAGCACCGCUCAACCCCACACGUUCACCUCACGUCCCGGUACAGCCACAUCCACCAAAUCCCACACCUCUUUACGUCUCAUGCAGCGUCGCCGACGCGGACUGCUCGCCACGCUCGAUCUGCACCUGGGAACGAGACUGAGCGGUAUCAGUCAGGACGCCAGAGCAGGCAAGGGUGGUGCGGGGGAGAGAAGGUCGACGGACUCGGGGAGGUCGUGUAGCGCGGGUACAUUUGGCGGUGGCGAGGGUGGGUCACCGGUUUCUACUCCGAAAUGUGCAUGA
This is a messenger RNA of Pseudozyma hubeiensis SY62, 2019 nucleotides long. Its product is annotated as class I alpha-mannosidase. The record is from RefSeq and is a predicted model, not a curated record. NCBI's taxonomy places the organism in Eukaryota, Fungi, Basidiomycota, Ustilaginomycetes, Ustilaginales, Ustilaginaceae. The transcript has a single exon. Bases 1 to 2019 code for a protein of 672 amino acids.